ACGACCGGAAGCCCCUGGCCGUUAUCGCCUGCGAGAACAUGAUCGGCGCCACAGACACCCUCGCCGGCCACAUCAAGGAUCCCAAGAACACCCCCGAGCACCGCCUCGAGGACCACCACGAGAGGGCGGCUUAUGCCAACUCUGCAAUUGACCGCAUCGUUCCCGCCCAAGACCCAAACUCGGGCUUGGACGUCACCCUGGAAAAGUUCUACGAGUGGGUCGUCGAGGCCCCCCCUUUCCAGCCGGGUGAGAAUACGGCGAGCAACGUCGAGAGGCCGUCUAUCGAGGGCAUCAAGUGGGUAGACAACCUCCUUCCUUUUAUCGAGCGCAAACUUUUCACGGUCAACACCUCCCACGCCACCGCCGCCUACUUUGGGUAUAAUAGGCAAAAGCAGACAGUCGAUGAUGCCAUGCGUGAUAAGGACAUCAGAAAUCAGGUUGCCGCUGCCAUUAGUGAGACCGCAACCUUGAUCGUCCGAAAGCACGGCAUCGCGGAGGAGGAGCAAGAAGCAUAUAAACAAAAGAUCAUGGACAGAAUCAGCAAUCCUCAUCUUGCUGACGCUGUCGAGCGUGUCGGCCGUGCCCCGCUCCGGAAACUGGGGCGUAAGGAACGCUUCAUCGGCCCAGCCGCUGAGUUGGCCGAGCUAGGCCUAGACACGACAGCGUUGCUGGAGGCGGCCGAGAUGGCUUUCCGUUUCCAGAACGUCGAAGGAGAUGACGAGAGCAAGGAGCUCGCCAAGAUCAUGGCCGAGAACGACGCCGAGGGCGUGGUCGCCAAGGUGACCGGUCUACGGAAGACGGAGAAGUUGUAUCCCAAGGUCCUAGAGAUUGUCCAGCGGGUGCAAGCCGACAGCCAAGAUUAAGCCUGUCGACGGAGCUCCUCGAUCACUUCUUCUCCUCAGCCACAAUACCUUUCUAUCUACAUUUACUCUUACUUCAGCAUCUGCAUUUCAAACGAAGUCGACGGCACGGAAGCGCUUGCUUGAUACAGGGAAACGACACGGGAUACGGGCGUUCGCGUAUGACAGGAUGAUACCGGAAAUGGGAAUUGGGGAGACGAGAACGCGCUUGAGGUCGGGAUCUAACUGGUGUCAAUUGCGACUAUAACGCGUGCCGCGUUCUCUGCUCCAAUCGAACCUUGUAUGGGACGAGGAUAGGACGAUUAGGUAGCAUUCAAUACUCGAUAGGCAAAUUGAUAGAUUCUGGGAGAGAACACCGCCUAGAGAGCAUAUGCUGUUGAGUAAUGUGCCUACCUAUAUGAGCUCGAAAAUAAAUCCACCCCAUUGUAGGUACCG
This is a messenger RNA of Durotheca rogersii, 1295 nucleotides long. RefSeq names its product mannitol dehydrogenase. Gene Ontology annotation, cellular component: cytosol. NCBI's taxonomy places the organism in Eukaryota, Fungi, Ascomycota, Sordariomycetes, Xylariales, Xylariaceae. The record is from RefSeq and is a predicted model, not a curated record. The transcript has a single exon. Bases 39 to 863 code for a protein of 274 amino acids. Gene Ontology annotation, biological process: mannitol catabolic process. Gene Ontology annotation, molecular function: mannitol-1-phosphate 5-dehydrogenase activity.